Messenger RNA from Xyrauchen texanus (razorback sucker), 1495 nucleotides. RefSeq names its product cathepsin La (gene ctsla). The record is from RefSeq and is a predicted model, not a curated record. The transcript is spliced from 8 exons. The coding region runs from base 141 to 1154 and encodes 337 amino acids. Gene Ontology annotation, biological process: immune response. Gene Ontology annotation, cellular component: lysosome. Lineage: Eukaryota; Metazoa; Chordata; Actinopteri; Cypriniformes; Catostomidae. Gene Ontology annotation, molecular function: cysteine-type endopeptidase activity.
GCGGGAUCAAUAUAGGCAAGAUUCUCGACCAAUAAGAAAUGUAGGAAUUUGCCUUCAGACGCUACAGCCUUAUAAACUUGUGGGCCCCUUUGCAACAGGGAACAUUUUCUUCUGAAUAUCAGCAAUACGGUGUUUUCAUCAUGAGGAUCUAUUUAGCGGCAUUUGCACUUUGCCUUAGUGCAGUAUUUGCUGCUCCUACUUUGGACAAGCAGUUGGACGACCAUUGGGAUCAGUGGAAGACCUGGCACAGUAAAAAAUACCAUGAGAAAGAGGAGGGGUGGAGGCGGAUGGUUUGGGAGAAGAACUUGAAAAAGAUCGAACUGCACAACCUCGAGCACUCCAUGGGCAAACACACCUACAGACUCGGAAUGAACCACUUUGGUGACAUGACCCACGAGGAGUUCAGGCAGGUAAUGAAUGGCUACAAGCACAAGAAUGAGAGGAGAUUCAAGGGUUCCCUUUUCAUGGAGCCCAACUUCCUGGAGGUCCCAAACAAGCUGGACUGGAGGGAGAAGGGAUUUGUGACUCCUGUGAAGGAUCAGGGUGAGUGUGGUUCUUGCUGGGCCUUUAGCACUACUGGAGCCCUGGAGGGUCAGAUGUUCAGGAAGACAGGAAAACUGGUGUCUCUGAGUGAGCAGAACCUGGUUGACUGCUCCCGUCCUGAAGGCAAUGAGGGCUGCAAUGGAGGUCUCAUGGACCAGGCAUUCCAGUACAUCAAGGACAACAGUGGUAUCGAUUCAGAGGAAUCCUACCCCUACUUGGGAACUGACGAUCAACCCUGCCACUAUGAUCCCAAAUUCAAUGCAGCUAAUGACACCGGAUUUGUCGACAUUCCCAGCGGAAAGGAGCAUGCUCUGAUGAAGGCUGUCAUCGCUGUGGGGCCAGUGUCUGUGGCUAUUGAUGCUGGUCACGAGUCUUUCCAGUUCUACCAGUCAGGUAUCUACUUUGAGAAAGAUUGCAGCAGCGAGGAGCUAGAUCAUGGUGUUCUUACCGUUGGUUAUGGCUUUGAUGGUGAAGAUGUUGAUGGCAAGAAGUACUGGAUUGUCAAGAACAGCUGGAGUGAAAACUGGGGUGAUAAAGGAUAUAUCUACAUGGCUAAGGAUAGACACAAUCACUGCGGCAUUGCUACAGCAGCUAGCUACCCACUUGUCUGAAGAAGAAUACCUAGAAUAUCAAGAAAUAGAAUCAGAAGGCCACAUUAGUGUCUCAGGUGCCUGAGUGGCUCACUGAAGCCCAGUGUAGUGAAAAAUAAUUCACUUGAAACAGAUGACUGUUUGUAUUGCAGUCUAUGAGUCUGGACAGUCAGAGAAUGAAACCUCAACACUAUAGGUAUUGCGUGACACAAUGUUUUAGGGAAUUUAUGCAAUUUGUGUGCCAUUAAUUUUAGUUAAUUUUGCCUCAGUGUAUUGUAAAUACAUGCUCUUCACUGUGAAUUUAAAUGUAAAAAAUUUUUUUCUACUCUAUUGUAUGAUCAAUAAAACUUUUAAAAAUGUAA